GUGCAAAGCAAAAAAGACACGAGGAUGCUCCAUAUGUUGUGGAAAUGUAAAUAAUCCGCUAGAAUCUCGAGUCUCAUUUGCAAGAAGCAGAAGAAGAAGAGGAGAAGGAGGAUAGGAAUUUCGCCAUGAAUCACGCAUAGAGGAGGAUCAUCGGGUGAUCGCGUCCUUGAGAUCCGACGAGUCCUCGGCGACUUUUACCCGCGCGAAAGUGCGUGUAUGUACGAGGCAGUAAUAUUAGAAUGAAAAUUCUCGCCAAGUUACAUCGGGCGCAAAGAGAAAAAGAGAAGAAAAAAAAACGCGCGGACCGCGCACAGCGGAAUGACGGGCCACGAUUGGCCGGCGUAAUUUCGCGACGAUGUGUCAUGUGACCCUUUCCUCUAUUUAUGCAAACAUCACCGAUCACUUGGCCUCGCAGUCUCGUGGCAAAACAAUAACAAACAACACACGUCGUAGCUUCUCGCGUUUCUCGCCAAUUUCACGAACCCGUUUGCGCGAUCUCGAUUUCGUCAUCCGGGGGUUCCACGCCUGGAACAGCGCGAUCGGUCCCGGAGUCAGGAUCCACGCGGACCUCGUUGGGGAAAAAGUGAAAUCCAAUCUGGGCUACUCGUCGCGAUGUUGUCGGCCGCGGAAAUGGCCCGCUGACGAGAAUCCGUGAUGCGUGUGUGCUACGAACGCGCGUGGACCAAUAUGUGAUUUCGACAGUUUUAGAGGAUACAAGAAGCUUUUCAGCUCUCCACGUUUCUGGUUGAAGCACGUGUCGCUAAUGGACGAUUCUAAGUACAGCGAAUUUUCUCUAGCCAACACAAUGGACAGCAUAGUGAAGCAGGAACGCCAGGAGAUGAACUCGGCGUCAGCAUCUGUCCCGAUACCAGGAGGACACAGAGGGACCACGCGAGGAGCGUACGAUCAGUUCUCUCCGUCACCCUUGGCUCUCUCCUCUGGAUGGGAUAUGAGGAGCGAACAGAUGGAAUGUCCCUUCAAAAUGGAUCCGGAUCAGUUGGACAUUUCGCUUAAGAUGGACGAGGAUGAUAUAUUCCAAGUAGACAAGGCUGCUCUGAUCCAGGGCCCGACUCUCGCCGAGUUAAACGCCAACGAUGAUACCCUAUUGGGAGAUCUAAAUUUCGAUGAUCUGUUGUUGCCCGAAGAGAGGGUACAGCCGAUGAAAAUAGAGAGUGCAGCUCCAUCGUCCGGCUCUUUAUUCAGCAGUGGAAUAGGAUUCGCACCUAGUAGUUUUCCUCAAUCCGGAUUAACUUAUCGAAGCUGUCCUACAUAUACAAAUACAUUUACUUUUAAUAGAAAUUCAAUUGUCACAGAUAAUGCAGAAGCUGUGAGUCCUACUACAUUUCCUAGUCCAGGCACUAGCAACAUUGCAGGUAGUUCCACAGCGAGUUCAUCAACUUCACCACAUCCUCCAGGACGACUUGGAUCAUCUACUUUACAUGAACUACUUUUGAGAAGAGGUGAAAAUCCUCUUAAUCCAGUAUCCAGUCAAACGGAUAAUACCUCUACAUUAGGUGGUAAAUCUAAAGUUUCGAGACUCUCUAUGUCUGCACCAACGCAGGCAAUGGGACAUCUGGACCAGAUUUGGGCUCAUAGAGAACCACGUCAACAUCUGUUAAGUACUGGUAGUUUGGUAGAGGCAGGAUCGACAAGUAGUCUGAGUACUGGAGGUGCAUUGAGUCCAGAUCCACUCUGUGUCGAUCCUCUUAGCCAUGAUGAAGGCUAUGAAGACAGUGAUGAAGAUAGCGAUCAUGAUGAUGACUACAGCAGUGAUAAUGAUACAGGUGGAAGUGAAGGUGAAGAUCAGAGUAACAACAGAAUAGGAACUACAGAAUUGGGGAAAGAACACAGACAUAAGAAAGAGAGAUUUUUCUGGCAAUAUAAUGUUCAAGCGAAGGGACCAAAAGGACAGCGAUUGAUCGCUCGAGCACGCUUAGAAGACCCGCAUGUUUUGAACGAAGCAACCGAUCCAGUAUUUAGUCCUCAUUGCGCUCUCAGAGGAAUCAAACAUAGCGGAAAAGCACGAAAAGGCGAUGGAAAUGAUCUUACGCCGAAUCCUCGUAAACUUCAUAAUAUUGGACGAGAAUUAGACAAACUCAAUCGUAUUAUAAAUGAUAUGACACCUGUUUCGGAAUUACCUUUCCCAGCAAGACCAAAGACUCGCAAAGAAAAGAAUAAAUUAGCUUCGCGAGCAUGUCGCUUGAAGAAAAAGGCUCAACAUGAAGCUAAUAAGAUAAAGUUGCAUGGACUCGAAGUAGAACACAGACGUCUUAUACAAGGUAUAUCGCAAGCUAAACAUACACUUGCUGCUAAAUUAGCUGAAUCCAAUCCUGAAAAUCAAGAAGAGCUUACCCGACAAAUGGAGAAAUGUUGCAAACUGGCUACCAAAAUGCGAAUAGCAAAUCAUUCGACAGAAUUUGUAAACAAGGUAUUGGAUAAUAUUAGAGCUGGUAUAACUGAUGGUGGCAUCGAUAAUUUUUAAUAUUAUAGAAAAUUGUUUUCCUAUAAAUCUUGUGUCUACAUAUGUAUAUAAUAUUAGAAAAAUUAGAAUAUGCUACAUAUAUAUAUAUAGAAUAAUGCUUUCUAUCUAAACUUCAUUGCUAUUUCAGAAAACAGAUUUAUAGUUGAUGCAUUAAUUAACAGAUUCCAUAUAUAUAUAUAAGCAUUGUUUCAGAAAAUAUUUAUCAAUGUGAUUGAGAAACGAAACCUUGAUAUAUUGAUUUAACUUCUAAAAAUCUAUAAAUCAUUAAUUUUUUUUAUAAAACUAUAUUUUUGCACAUAUAUAUUGUCAAACUGUACAUACUAUUUCUCAUGCAUCACGUGCUGUAGCUUCAAUAUCGUUUUUUUUUAUUUUUUAUUUUUUUUAUAUAAGAACAAAAAAUUGAU
Nylanderia fulva is the source of this 2886-nucleotide messenger RNA. RefSeq names its product repressed by TOR (gene REPTOR). The record is from RefSeq and is a predicted model, not a curated record. Gene Ontology annotation, biological process: response to unfolded protein; regulation of transcription by RNA polymerase II. Gene Ontology annotation, molecular function: DNA-binding transcription factor activity, RNA polymerase II-specific; RNA polymerase II transcription regulatory region sequence-specific DNA binding. NCBI's taxonomy places the organism in Eukaryota, Metazoa, Arthropoda, Insecta, Hymenoptera, Formicidae. Gene Ontology annotation, cellular component: nucleus.